CCUUGCCCCAUUUUCCCGGUUCCAGUUGCCCUACUUGCACAGCACUGCUGGGCAACCCUUGCUUCUCGCAGCGAGGCUUUUUGUCGUGGCGCGCAACUUCCCUGGCACUCUGCAGUGCACUAGGUGGUGUUAUCUAUAAAUACAUGCAAGCACAACACCUUACCAUACGCAUACAUACAGCCAUACGCAUCCUAGCUCGAAGCUGAACGUCGAUCGAGCUCCGACUAAAGAUCUUCGGAUCGGAGCACCAAGCAGAGUAGCAGCAGCUACUUUGUACGCCGUCAGAUUCUUGGGAGAUGGUCGGGCUCGGGCCCAUCGUGCUCGCGGCAUCCGCGGGGCUCGGCGCGCUCGUCGGCCAAGCAGCGGCCGACGGCGGGUGGUGCUCGGCGUGGAGGCCGCCGCCGCCGCUGGCCGGCGCCGGCGGCGGCGCGCGGGGGUCGUACUGCGCGGCGUGCGGUGGCACAGGGAAGGUUGCGUGCCCCUGCGCCCGGUGGUCGGACGGCGACGUCGGGUGCAGGACGUGCGCUGGAUCCGGUCGCGCGGCGUGCCGGAGCUGCCGUGGCUCCGGCACCCGCAGACGCGCCGCCGUCCGGGUAGCCGUGCGCGCGCAGAGGGCUCUGGUGGCCGUUACGAAAGACAGAUGACGGGGUGGGUGUGUCUGUGAAGAAGCUGGAUGCUGUAAUCAGAAAUAUCUUACAAAACCCCCUGACACAGCACCGUUGUAUGUGGAGGGUGUGGUCUGGAUUAAUUUUGCUCAUGGAAGCACCAACGCUCCUUGCGCACAAGAUACGUUCUCUUGUACUGGUACUGUGUAGUAGGCUGUAGCAUCAUGGAUUCAUGGCCACGGGUGAUUAGUAUGUACACUACACUACAUCCCUUUUGUUAAACCUCACUCGACUUUCGAGCCC
This is a messenger RNA of Zea mays, 908 nucleotides long. RefSeq lists its product as uncharacterized. Lineage: Eukaryota; Viridiplantae; Streptophyta; Magnoliopsida; Poales; Poaceae. Bases 297 to 644 code for a protein of 115 amino acids. The record is from RefSeq and is a predicted model, not a curated record. The transcript has a single exon.